ACGGAACGCGAUUAUUCUUCGAGCAACCACGAAAGUACGUGGUGUGUGCGGAACAGAUUUUUUAUAGUGUUAAGUAAUUUAUUAAGUUCACAUUAACAAAAAUGAGGGAAAUCGUGCAUAUUCAGGCUGGACAAUGCGGCAACCAGAUUGGAGCCAAGUUCUGGGAGAUCAUCUCCGACGAGCAUGGCAUCGACCCUACUGGUGCCUACCACGGCGACUCGGACCUGCAGUUGGAGCGCAUCAACGUUUACUACAAUGAGGCCUCCGGCGGCAAAUACGUGCCCCGAGCGAUCCUUGUGGAUCUCGAGCCCGGCACCAUGGACUCUGUCCGCUCGGGACCCUUCGGACAGAUCUUCCGCCCCGACAACUUCGUGUUCGGACAGUCGGGCGCCGGCAACAACUGGGCCAAGGGACAUUACACCGAGGGUGCUGAACUAGUCGACUCCGUCUUGGACGUAGUUCGUAAGGAAGCAGAAUCCUGCGACUGCCUCCAGGGCUUCCAACUCACACACUCGCUCGGCGGCGGUACCGGCUCCGGCAUGGGCACCCUCCUUAUCUCCAAAAUCAGAGAAGAGUACCCCGACAGAAUCAUGAACACAUACUCAGUCGUCCCCUCGCCCAAAGUGUCAGAUACAGUAGUAGAACCUUACAACGCCACACUAUCAGUCCAUCAACUAGUCGAAAACACUGACGAAACCUACUGCAUUGACAACGAGGCUCUCUACGAUAUCUGUUUCCGCACGCUCAAACUAUCCACACCCACGUACGGCGACCUCAACCACCUGGUGUCGCUCACCAUGUCAGGCGUCACCACCUGCCUGCGAUUCCCCGGCCAGCUGAAUGCGGAUCUCCGCAAGCUGGCUGUCAACAUGGUCCCCUUCCCGCGUCUGCACUUCUUCAUGCCUGGGUUCGCGCCACUCACGUCCCGCGGCAGCCAGCAGUACCGCGCCCUCACCGUGCCCGAGCUCACCCAGCAGAUGUUCGACGCCAAGAACAUGAUGGCUGCCUGCGACCCGCGCCACGGCCGCUACCUCACCGUCGCCGCCAUCUUCCGUGGCCGCAUGUCCAUGAAGGAGGUCGACGAGCAGAUGCUCAACAUCCAGAACAAGAACUCGUCCUACUUCGUGGAAUGGAUCCCCAACAACGUGAAGACCGCCGUGUGCGACAUCCCGCCGCGCGGUCUCAAGAUGGCCGCCACCUUCAUCGGCAACUCGACCGCCAUCCAAGAGCUGUUCAAGCGCAUCUCGGAGCAGUUCACCGCUAUGUUCAGGCGCAAGGCUUUCUUGCAUUGGUACACCGGCGAGGGCAUGGACGAGAUGGAGUUCACGGAGGCGGAGAGCAACAUGAACGACCUGGUGUCCGAGUACCAGCAGUACCAGGAGGCCACCGCCGACGAGGACGCCGAGUUCGACGAGGAGCAGGAGCAGGAGAUUGAGGACAACUAAGCUCCCCCCGACCCUCCCACCUGUCGACGUCACACUUACCCCUCCCCGGUGUCCCGCCUCUCGGGCGCCUGCAUUUAGCUUCUUUUAGUAUUUUUGUACGUACAGUUGGACAUGGUUACGUUUCAUUUCCCAAGGGAGUGACAUUGAUGUUCGGUAGCAUGAAUCGCGUUUACAUUCCCAGUUUUCCUUGGCCGAAGGGCGCUCUCGGAUGUUUAUUGGCAUAAACAGGCACCCACUUGACGUGAUCCCUUCGACGUACCAUCCGCGGUGCUUCACUACUGAUGACACACAAAGGAAAAGAUCUUUUUUUUUGAUAAGGCUGAACUUAAUUUUUAAACCUAAGUUUUAAUUUUAAUACUUUGUUUUGUAACCAGUGUGAUGAGUUCAAGCUUUUUGACCAAAAAGCUGAUGUCGUACAAUUUUUCGAAGUCGAUCAAAGUUUUUAAUUAUUAUUAUAUUCCGGCUGGUGAAUUAAUAAACUACAAUGAUUUUA
Pectinophora gossypiella (pink bollworm) is the source of this 1938-nucleotide messenger RNA. Its product is annotated as tubulin beta-1 chain. Bases 102 to 1445 code for a protein of 447 amino acids. The record is from RefSeq and is a predicted model, not a curated record. Gene Ontology annotation, cellular component: cytoplasm; microtubule. Gene Ontology annotation, biological process: mitotic cell cycle; microtubule cytoskeleton organization. The transcript has 2 exons. Gene Ontology annotation, molecular function: GTPase activity; structural constituent of cytoskeleton; GTP binding. NCBI's taxonomy places the organism in Eukaryota, Metazoa, Arthropoda, Insecta, Lepidoptera, Gelechiidae.